Messenger RNA from Coregonus clupeaformis (lake whitefish), 2362 nucleotides. Its product is annotated as prolactin receptor. NCBI's taxonomy places the organism in Eukaryota, Metazoa, Chordata, Actinopteri, Salmoniformes, Salmonidae. The transcript is spliced from 9 exons. The record is from RefSeq and is a predicted model, not a curated record. Gene Ontology annotation, cellular component: external side of plasma membrane. Gene Ontology annotation, molecular function: cytokine receptor activity; protein binding. Gene Ontology annotation, biological process: cytokine-mediated signaling pathway. The coding region runs from base 215 to 1897 and encodes 560 amino acids.
ACUGCCGUACUAUACAGGUAGCGAUGUGAAUUGUACCAAUGCAGCAGAGGCUUCGACAACUGUAGACUACAAAAUAAGAUGUGAUAUUCGUUGAGAUAAGAAAUAGUCAUGCAAUUCAAGAACACACCUCUUAUGUCAGCACUUUAACCACGAGUCCAGUGGAUUCGUGCUUUAUCUAGGGCCCAUCACCACUGUCUGUGAGGUUAGGGGCAAGAUGUGGGGAGAAGUUGGAGGGGCACUGGUGUUGUUGCUGCUGCUUUCUGAAGUCUUGGACUGCAUUGGUAUCUCUCCCCCAGGGAAACCUGUGCUCAUCAACUGUCGAUCCCCUGAGAAGGAGACCUUUACAUGCCGGUGGGAGCCUGGUUUUGAUGGAGGACUACCCACAACCCAGCACCUCUACUACCAGAAAGAAGACUCCGAUGGAAUGUACGAGUGUCCAGAUUACCAAACUGCAGGGAGCAACUCGUGCUUCUUCAACAAGAGCCACACCUCUAUAUGGGUCAACUACAACAUCACGGUGGUGGCCAUCAACUCUCUGGGCAUCACUGUCUCUGACCCACUGGAGGUGGAUGUCAUGUAUAUUGUCCAGCCCAAUGCCCCAGAGAAUGUGACAGUGUCUGUGGUGGAGACUGAGGAGAGCCCACACCUCCUGGUGAAAUGGGAUCCCCCUCACGAGGCCGACACACGCUCUGGCUGGAUCACUCUCACCUACCAACUACGGGUGAAACGACAGAAUAAGAAGGACAAGUGGGAGGAGUAUGCCUCAGGGAAGCAGACCCAGUUGAUCAUCUACAGUCUGCAUCCAGGAGAGGUCUACAUGGUCCAGGUUCGCUGUGAACUAGACCAUAGCCUCUGGAGCGAGUGGAGCACCACUACACACACGGAGGUCCCUGACUACACUCUGAAGGAGCGAUCGAUCUGGAUUGUGGUCGCCGUCUUUUCUGCUUUUAUACUCCUGCUUGUUACCUUCACCCUGGCUAUGAAGAGAAAAUAUGUGAAGCUUUGUCUUCUGCCUCCUGUUCCUGGUCCAAAGAUAUCAGGACUAGAUACACAACUCCUCAAGAGUGGGCGGUCUGAUGACAUUCUCAGCUCUCUGAUCAACCAGGGCUUUCCUCCCACCAUGGCCACUAAGGACCAGCAGGUGGACUAUCUGCUGGUGUUUGAUAGUGAACAGGUGACACCAGAUCUUCAGAAUGGACAAACAAGGACAAAAAACUCCAUAGAUCAUGGUCGCCAUGACCACAGCCUGUUGAUGGAGGCUAAGAAUAAGGAAGUAAAAGUUGAUGGCGGCAGAGAGACAGUGGAACAGGGUAAUACUGAGGGGCUUGAAUCUACGUUUAGGAAUACCAAGAGCCUGUCCACUGACGUUACAGCUCAUCCAUGUCCUCAGAAGAAGCCAUUCAACAAUGUUACUGAAACGCCAAAGCAAGCACCUGUUUCCAGCAAGCAUCGAUCCUUAAGCCAUCAUAAAGAUCUCUGGGACAGCUUAGCCAGACAACAUCUAGACUACAGGGAAACAGUGGUCAAGAGCCAAUCAAACUGUGAUGACAAACAUAAUUUGUCAUCACAGAAUAUUGUGACUCCCUCGAAGGACAUUGGUUAUGUGGAAGUUCAGAGGUGGAAAAAGAGCAUAGGCCUACAGGUGCUGGUACCCGAGGUGGAUCAGAGGCAGGAGGACUAUAGCAAAGUGAGUGUGGUGGAGAAUGAUAAUGUAGUGCUGCUCAAGAGAGAAACGGUCCCCCUCAAUUGCACUUCCUGUAAGGUGAGAGGCAAUCAAUCAGAGAAAUGUCUCCACCAGAAGCCAUGUAAACCUCAUAUAACAGUGCCUGCAAAAGAGGGAGUGCAUAUAGGAUCUAAUGGUUAUGUGGAGCCUGUUACUAUAUCACACAUUUUGUAAAACGUCAUUUUGUCUGAAAUGACAUUUGGGACAUUGCAAUGAAACAAAUGAAAAAAUAAAUACUCAGGAUAGAUUGUGACAUUUUCACUGACAAGAGAAUUGACUAUAAUGUCAUGUUCCUCAGGAUAUAGGUUUUUGUAUGUACUGUAUACAGUGACCGGAUAAAUAUGGUAUUUUCUGAUUAGUAAUUAUUGUAUGUCUUGAGAUUAAAACACUGGCCACAAGUUACACACAAGAAAGCGUAACAAGGAAACUCACUUAACGAAAACAUUCCAUAUUCAAGAGUCAAGACAAUUGAUGAAUGUUGAAUGAGAUUUUUCAUUGUAAUUGCUUAAAGAAGAAUAACUGAUUUUUUUGUACAGCUUUGAUCAUUUUGAUUUGGGGGCAGUUUUACUGCAUUGACACUACAGUCACAUUCAAAAUGAUGCAUCAGAAGAAAUACAAUUUAAAUACAAACAAUGAAUG